CAGACUCGCUCACGGCUGAGAGCUUUGUGUUUGCGGACGCUCGAGUGGGCGUGGCUACAGAGGAAUCCUUCUUCAACAUCUCCAUAGGUCAGCUGUGCGGACACUACAGCACUGCACGGCUGCAGAUGAGUAUCAGUGCAUUGCUCUGAAAGCUGACCGCUCUGACAUCUCUAUCAUCUCCAUCAUCUUCAUCAUCUCCAUACUCUCCAUCAGUAUGGCGUGUUUCUCCUCCUCGACGAGGCUCAUGUCCAGCCUCUGCAGUCCACUGCUCCAUCACAGGUACAUCAGUACCGUGGUAAACAAGAAUACACCGUCCUACAGCUAUGUGAUAGUCGGGGCCGGUUCUGCGGGCUGCGUUCUGGCCAGCCGGCUGACGGAGAACCCAUCCGAUUCUGUGCUGCUUCUGGAAGCGGGACCCAAAGACAAGCACCUGGGCAGCACACGUCUGUCCUGGAAGAUCCACAUGCCGGCCGCGCUCACAUACAACCUCUGCGACGACAGGUACAACUGGUUCUACCACACGUUACCUCAGGCCCACAUGGAUGACCGUGUGAUGUACUGGCCCCGCGGGCGUGUCUGGGGCGGCUCAUCCUCACUUAACGCCAUGGUGUACAUCCGGGGACACGCAGAGGACUACAACCGCUGGCAGAGUGAGGGUGCGGACGGCUGGAACUACGACCACUGCCUGCCGUACUUCCGUAAAGCACAGACACACGAGCUCGGACCUGACCGGUACCGCGGAGGAGACGGACCACUGCACGUGAGCCGAGGGAAAACACAAAACCCUCUGCACUAUGCAUUCAUCCAGGCGGGACAGCAGGCUGGAUACCCCUACACCGAGGACAUGAACGGGUUCCAGCAGGAGGGGGUCGGCUGGAUGGACAUGACCAUUCAUAAAGGUCAGCGGUGGAGCACAGCGAGUGCGUACCUGCGGCCGGCGCUGUCCAGACCCAACCUGAGCACAGAGGUACGCUGUAUGGUGACGCGCGUGCUGUUCGACGGAGCCCGCGCUCGAGGAGUCGAGUACCAGCAGAACGGACAGAUCAAAAAGGUGUUUGCAGAGAAGGAGGUGAUUCUGAGCGGCGGCGCCAUCAACUCUCCACAGCUCCUCCUGCUGUCUGGAGUGGGAAACGCAGAUGAGCUGAAAACCCUGGACAUUCCUGUGGUCCAGCAUCUGCCCGGUGUGGGCUGUAAUCUGCAGGAUCAUCUAGAGCUGUAUGUUCAGCAUGCCUGUACUCAGCCCAUCACUCUCUACAGAGCCCAGAAACCCUUACAGAUGCUCAAGAUCGGCCUCGAGUGGCUGCUCAAGUUCACAGGUUACGGAGCGACGGCUCAUCUGGAGAGCGGAGGCUUCAUCCGCAGCCGGCCCGAUGUUCCUCAUCCCGAUAUUCAGUUCCACUUCCUGCCCUCGCAGGUCAUCGAUCACGGACGCGUCAGCUCCAAGAUCGAAGCCUUCCAGGUUCAUGUCGGGCCCAUGAGGAGCACCAGUGUCGGCUGGCUCAAACUCAAGAGUAAAGACCCCAGAGAUCACCCCAUCCUGCAGCCAAACUACCUGUCCACAGAGACGGAUGUGCUGGAGUUCAGAGAGUGUGUGAGGCUCACGCGGGAGAUCUUCGCUCAGCAAGCGUUUGAUGAGUUCCGGGGCCCCGAGGUCCAGCCGGGCCCUGCAGUGCAGUCAGACGCGGAGAUCGACGCUUUCGUACGGCAGAAGGCAGACAGCGCCUAUCACCCGUCCUGCACCUGUAAGAUGGGCCGGCCGGAGGACAGGAUGGCAGUGGUCAGUCCUGAGCUGCGGGUGUUUGGUGUGGAGGGGCUACGGGUGGUGGACGCCUCCGUCAUGCCCAGUAUGGUCAGCGGGAACCUGAACGCUCCCACUAUCAUGAUCGCAGAGAAAGCGGCGGACGCCAUUAAAGGCCUUCCCUCACUGCACGACCCUGGAGUUCCUGUUUACCAGCCCAGAAAACACCCUUAACCUGAUCCGCCAUGGUAAAACCGUCUCCUAACUGCAAGUGUUGUCAAAAGUAUGGAGUUCAGUACCAAUCGACACUGAAAUUUGACAAAUAUUCAUUUCCCGCUAACAUUUGAGCGCAGUUGAGUUCUUAAACACCGCUGAUUGGCCAUUGUGGUCAGGUGCUCAACAGAAAUGACUGUGAUUGGCCAUGAAAGUCAUCAGUUCACUGCUCUUCAUCACUGUUCUCCGAGUGCAAACACAGAUACACACACUGGAGCAUUUCAGAGUCACGUAGAUAAGCUGCUCUGUCUAUGAGCUGGUAUAUGAGCGAUCCGCUGAUGGAUCCACUGAUUGACACGGCUUUAAAUCACUCCACUGUGUUGGGACUCUGUGAAGAGUGGUGAAUUGAUGACCUUCUCAGCCAAUCACAGUCCUUUCUGUUGAGCACCCGAACACAAUGAGCAAUCAGCUGUUUAAGAAUGUGCUCAAAUGUUAGCAGGAAAGGGACUUUUUUUAUAUUUAAGUACCAUUUGAUACAAAACUCAAUACUUUUGGCAACACUACUAACUACACAUGAAAUGACGCUCUAAUGACGAAAUACGAUUGAUCGCAGCUGGCCUUUCAUCAGCAAUAAACCAAUCAGAUUGAUUGAAGCUUACAACAAAUAGAGCGAAUUCGCCCUAAUACCUUAUCUUUGUUUUGGAAGAAUCGCCCAUCUCCUCCUUUUCCUCCCUUUACCAGGGGGAGCUCUCGAGACCUGCCUGAUCUCGGACCCCCGUAUAUGCUUAUUGACCAGGCGGGAGCCCUGAGCUCAAUUAUCUCUGAGCUCAGGGUUCUCUCCUGUGACAGCAUGCCAACCCUGCUAUUAGCGUCAAGCAUAUCUAAGGCUGCUUUCACACCUGUGAAUGGAUUCAGUUGUUCUGAAACAGAGAUUAUAAUUGUUACAUUGUUGCUCUUUGCUCUUGGAGCGGUUCGCUUUCACACUGCAAAGUUUCU
Molecule: messenger RNA, 2947 nt
Organism: Danio rerio (zebrafish)
Lineage: Eukaryota; Metazoa; Chordata; Actinopteri; Cypriniformes; Danionidae
Source: RefSeq, a predicted model, not a curated record